AUGUCGGCUGGCCCCGGGGACACGGAGCUCUGCGCUGCGGCUGCCGCCGAGGCCGGCGCGGAGCCCCGGCACGGCCGCCGGCUGCAGGAGGACGAGGAGGUGGCCGUGGAGCGGGUGCUGCUGUGGGAGAAGAGCUGGAGACCCUGCCCCAAAGCCCGCAGGCGGCUCCAAGGGUGCCUGGCGUUCGUGCGGCGGCAGCUCCUCCGCGUCGGCGAGGACUGGUACUUCCUCUGCGCCCUGGGCGUCCUCAUGGCCAUGAUCAGCUUCAUGACGGACCUCCUCGUCUUCAGGCUCUUCGAGGCCCACCGCUGGCUCUACCAAGAGAUUGGCGACUACCCGGUGCUCAAAUACCUCUCGUGGACCAUGUACCCGGUGGCCUUGGCUGCCUUCUCCACCGGCUUCUCACAGAGCAUCACGCCGCACUCAGCGGGCUCCGGCGUCCCCGAGCUCCAGACCAUCCUCACGGGGGUCAUGCUGGAGGACUACCUGUCCAUCAAGAACUUCGGCGCCAAGGUGGUGGGGCUCACGUGCACGCUGGCCUGCGGCAGCACCGUCUUCCUGGGCAAAGUGGGUCCCUACGUGCACAUCUCCGCCAUGCUGGCCGCCUACCUGGGCAAGAUGCGGACCUCGGUGACCAAGGAGUACGAGGACAAGGUCAAGCAGAACGAGAUGCUGGUGGCGGCGCAGGCGGUCGGCGUGGCCGCGGUGUUCGGGGCGCCCAUGAGCGGGGUGCUCUUCAGCAUCGAGGUGAUGGCCUCGCACUUCGCCGUGCGCGACUACUGGCGCGGCUUCUUCGCCGCCACCUGCGGCGCCUUCGUGUUCCGCCUCCUGGCCGUCUUCAACAGCGAGCAAGAAACCAUCAUCGCCCUCUUCAGGACCGACCUCAAGCUCGAUUUCCCCUUCGAUCUCCGCGAGACCUUCUUCUUCCUCGCCCUGGGCAUCGUGUGCGGGGUGGUCGCCUGCGCCUACCUCUUCUGCCAGCGCUGGCUGCUGGGCUACGUCAGGGAGAACAGGUUCACGGCCAGGCUGCUCGCCACGGACAAGCCCGUCUACACGGUGCUCGUGGUGCUGCUGCUGGCCUCCAUCACCUUCCCGCCCAGCCUGGGCCAGUUCAUGGCCUCGCAGCUCACCAUGAAGGAGUACCUGGUGUCGCUCUUCGACAACCGUACGUGGGGCGAGCUGGCGCGCGGCGCCCCGCCGGGUGGACCCGCCGGCCCCGGCCACCUCUGGCACGCCUGGUGCCACCCCUCCGUGUCCUUCUUCGGCACCUUGGCCUUCUUCCUGCUCAUGAAGUUCUGGAUGCUCAUCCUGGCCACCACCUUGCCGCUGCCCGCCGGCUACUUCAUGCCCAUCUUCGUGUACGGAGCUGCCCUGGGGCGCCUGGCGGGCGAGACAGUGGCCGCGCUCUUCCCCGAGGGCAUCACCACGGGGCACCCGGUUGUGCCCGGCGGCUACGCUCUGGCUGGGGCGGCGGCGUUCUCGGGCGCCGUGACGCACUCGGUGUCCACGGCGCUGCUGGCGUGCGAGGCCACGGGGCACCUGGCGUGGGCGCUGCCCAUCACGGCCGCCGUGCUGGCCGCCAACGCCGUGGCGCAGAAGUGGCAGCCUUCCUUCUACGCCGGCACCAUCAUCGUCAAGCGGCUGCCCUACCUGCCGCCCAUCCGCAGCCGGCACAUGGCCUCCUACCGGGUGCUGGUGGAGGAGUUCAUGAGCCGCCAGGUGCUGUCGCUGGCCAAGGCGGCCGCUUUCAGCGAGGUGCUGGCGGCGCUGACGGCUGCUCCCGGCGCCACCGACUUCCCCGUGGUGGAGAGCGCAGAGUCGCCCACGCUGGUGGGCACUGUGAGCCGCGCGGAGCUGGUGGCCUUUCUGCAGAGCCACAGCGACACUGGGGAGAAGCCGGCGGGGAUGGUGGGGGACGACUGCGCCAUCGAGCCCGUCAUGCUGCAGCUCUCGCCCUGGACCUCGCUGCACCAGACGCAUCACCUCUUUGAGCUGCUCAAGCUGCAGCAGCUCUUCGUCACCCGCGGCGGGGAGCUGGUGGGAACGGUGACACGGGCCGAGCUGCGGAGGGCCAUUGAGGAGCUCGCCAACCCGCAGUGA
Molecule: messenger RNA, 2100 nt
Organism: Nothoprocta perdicaria
Lineage: Eukaryota; Metazoa; Chordata; Aves; Tinamiformes; Tinamidae
Product: chloride channel protein ClC-Kb-like
Exons: 19
Coding region: 1-2100 (699 amino acids)
Biological process (GO): transmembrane transport; chloride transport
Cellular component (GO): membrane
Molecular function (GO): voltage-gated chloride channel activity
Source: RefSeq, a predicted model, not a curated record